This is a messenger RNA of Symbiodinium sp. CCMP2456, 789 nucleotides long. Lineage: Eukaryota; Dinophyceae; Suessiales; Symbiodiniaceae. The record is from the annotation of a GenBank genome assembly.
AUGGCUCAAGAGGAAGCCUACCCAAGGAUCCAUCGGUUCGGAUUUCAAGGAAUGUCUCAUGUCUGGGAUGCACUGGAGAUCCCAAUGGCCGGGGGUGCUCUGAGUGUUGCCGUCCUAUCCCUGGUCUACGAAGGCAUCGGCAUUGCGUGGCUCCCAUUGCUUGGCCCGGCCAUCCAGGAGAUGUUCAAAGGGACUCCCGACUCGUACUAUCCGCGACAUGGGACGGCCAUGGACGGCACGAAAGCUGCAGAUGAGCCAGCCUACACCAUGUUGUAUCUCUGCAUGUAUGGCGUGCUCGGAACGGCUGGCCAGGUGGCGGGUUGGAAGCUUUCGUCGAUGUUUUCCACCAAAUUGGGCAGCUACCGUCCACAGCUCGGCCGCAACGGCCUCUGGCUUUCAAAGAUUUACGCCAGCUUUCACACCACGAUUGCUCUGCACCACCUGAUGUAUUCCGUGCUGGGGCCAAAUCGGUAUGGAAAGCUCGAGCUGCAUCGCGUGGGCAUGGGGCAGCACUACGGCUAUGCAGUCACUUUGGUGUCGGCCCUCUUUUGCCUGGCCUAUGCCCUGCGCCUCCUCCUAGGCACAAGCGCGACCACGCCUGCGGCAGAGGUUCUCCGGGUGAAGACGGUGCUGGACACAGCAUCCGUGGGAACAGUGCUGGAGAUGGCUGUUUUCGUCCCAGCUAUCAUGGCAGACUGUCCUGUGCCAGAGCGCAUUGUCCAGUGGACAUGGCGUCUCACUAUGUCGAGCAUUCCUCUCAUCUUUGUUGUGGACUCUCUCGCAGCCUGA